UGAGCUUAUCCUUAACACUAUAAUUCUGUCUUUUUCAAUCCAGAUUGCUACAAUACUAUAUAGCAUCCCAAAUUCUUCGAGCAUCAUUACCAUAAAAGAUGUCAAGCCGAAGGUCGAGGUCAAGGCAUUCAGCAGCUUCAAGGAUCACUGAUGAUCAAAUCAUUGAUCUUGUAUCUAAGUUGCAGCAGCUUCUUCCUGAGCUUCGCAAUAGAUGCCCAGAUAAGGUUUCAGCAGCCAGGGUCUUGCAGGAGACAUGCAACUACAUCAGAAGCUUGCACAGAGAAGUUGAUGACUUGAGUGAGAGGCUGUCUGAAUUGCUUGCAAAUUCAGACACCAGCCAAGCAGCCCUAAUUAGAAGCUUACUUAGUCAGCAGUCUUAAUCAAUCCAACUGCUGCUUCCUUAAUUAUGUUGUACUUUCAGCUUCUUUCCAGGUUUUUGUCACUAGCAUUUGACUAGCUAGAUGAGUUCAUCUGGAAUGAUCAAACAACUCCUAUGGAGAGCUAGUUUAGAUGUAUGUAAUAAAGGAGUUUUAGCAUUUAGAAAUGCUCCCAAUUUCCUUAUGUAUCAAGUUAAGCAUUCAGUCG
Coffea arabica (coffee) is the source of this 585-nucleotide messenger RNA. RefSeq names its product transcription factor PRE3-like. Gene Ontology annotation, biological process: regulation of growth; regulation of DNA-templated transcription. NCBI's taxonomy places the organism in Eukaryota, Viridiplantae, Streptophyta, Magnoliopsida, Gentianales, Rubiaceae. Gene Ontology annotation, molecular function: protein dimerization activity. The record is from RefSeq and is a predicted model, not a curated record.